Molecule: messenger RNA, 1237 nt
Organism: Hibiscus syriacus
Lineage: Eukaryota; Viridiplantae; Streptophyta; Magnoliopsida; Malvales; Malvaceae
Product: transcription factor MYB41-like
Exons: 3
Coding region: 80-1114 (344 amino acids)
Source: RefSeq, a predicted model, not a curated record
GGUUUUUACACUUCUUACAAGUUUUUUUCCAAACAAAAAAGGGCAAGUUUUAAGGUUGUCUUCAGAGAUAUAUUCGGAAAUGGGGAAAUAUCCCGGCUCUUACAAAAAUGGGUUGAAGAAAGGUCCAUGGACAGCUGAAGAAGAUCAAAUGUUGAUCGAUUAUAUUCAGAAACAUGGCCAUGGCAGAUGGCGUACCCUCCCCAAAAAUGCAGGGUUGAAGAGGUACGGGAAGAGUUGCAGGCUUCGAUGGACUAAUUACUUACGGCCUGAUAUCAAGAGGGGGAAAUUCUCACCCGAAGAAGAUGAAGUUAUAAUACAGUUACACAGCGUUUUAGGAAACAAAUGGUCCGCCAUUGCUUCUCGAUUGCCUGGAAGAACAGAUAACGAGGUAAAAAACUAUUGGAAUACUAACAUCAAGAAGAAGCUAUUGAGAAUGGGGAUCGAUCCCUUUACCCACACUCCUAGUCUCGAUCUUCUCGAACUCUCUUCGCUUCUCAGUUCAUCUCUGUACAAUUCUGCCCUAAAUCCGACCGGUUUCGCCGGCAACAUCGGACCAAUUUUCAACCCUAAUCUCUUCACCUUAGCCACCGCUUUCAUGUCGGGCCAAAACAAGAACAUGGAAGAUAGUAACCCUGAAAAUAUCCAAGUACAAAACCAGUUCGAAUCUUACCAUGAAAACCAGUUCCAUAAUCCUGUUCAGUUCUGCCCUACAUCAUCGUCUUCAAGUACUUGUAUGAACCAGAUUCUGCAAGCUAAUUGGAACCAUUUUCCUGCAAAUAUGUGGCAAUUAGAUGAUAAUGUUAACAAUUAUUCAAAGGGUUUUCUUCCCAUGCAAAACUACGGCUACCACCACGAGUUCAAUCAGUCGAUUAUCUGCUCUUCAGCUGAUCAAAAGCAGACAUGUUUAACCGAAAACAUUCCGAGUCUGAAUCCCUUCGGAUCGAUUUUAUCGACACCGUCUUCGAGCUCGACACCAUUGAAUUCGUCGUCGAACACAUAUGUGAACAACAACGGUACCGGCAGUGCCGCCGAAUAUAUCGAAAGAGGCAGUUACUGCAGCAACAUGUUGAUGUGUGAAGUUCCUAAUGGAUUAAAUGUCAAUGGGUGUCUGUAAUGUUUCUGAAAAAAACACAAAAGUUAGAUUAAAAGUGUUUUUUUAAUUAAUUAGGAUUUGACUAGGGUAUUUGUAUUUUGUAACAUCUAUGUGAAAUCUUUAAAUAUUGUAUUUUGUGUAGAA